UCUCCCACCUUCGUGUUCCUUCGUCUCAAAACAUAACCACCAUAGAAGUUUGCUACCAAACCACAAUGUUCCAAACCCUAUCCUUCUUCUCAAACUGUAACCAACCCUAACUCAAUGCUCCAAAACAUCCAAAGAGCAACCUCGCUCGCAUGUUCCCACCUUUCCCGCUCCCACCCCUUCUCCUCCUCUCCACCACCCAUCACAACUCGAACCCAACUCCUCACCUCCAUCCGCACCCUCCCCUCCGCCGCCGCCGCCGUCGACCUCUUCCACACCAUGCUAACCCUAACCCCCUUCCCCCUCGUCCAAGACUUCAACCUCUUGUUCGGCCUCCUCGCCAAAUUCCACCGCCACGCCACCGCCAUUUCCCUCGUCAAAAUCCUCCACUCCCUCCGACCACCCUCCGCCAACGUCUGCACUCUCAACAUCGUCAUCAACUGCCUCUGCCACCUCCGCCACACACCGCUAGCAUUCGCCGUUCUGGGCCUCAUGACCAAGACCGCGUUGGAGCCCACCCUCGUAACGCUCAACACCGUCGUCAACGGCCUCUGCAUGGAAGGUAACGUGAACCGCGCGCUCAGGUUGGCGGAAAAAAUUGAAACUUUAGGGUUUAGGUGUAAUGCACGCACUUAUGGGGCGUUGGUUAAUGGGUUGUGUAAAAUCGGGGAUGUUUCUGGUGCUUUGGAGUGCUUGAGGAGGAUGUUGGAUAGGAAUUUGGAGCCUAAUGUUGUUGUUUAUAAUGCCAUCUUGGAUGGGCUUUGUAAGAGUGGGUUGGUGUGUGAGGCUUUGAGGGUGUUCCGUGAGAUGGAUGUUGAGGCUAAUGUUGUGACUUACAAUUGCUUGAUUCGGGGCUUGUGUGGAGGGUUUGGUGGGUGGAGGGAGGGUGUGGCUUUGUUCAAUGAGAUGGUGGUGGAGAAGGGGGUUGCACCGGAUGUGCAAACGUUUUCGAUUUUGGUGGAUGGUUUUUGCAAGGAGGGGUUGGUUUCGCGGGGGGAGAGUGUGGUGGGUUUCAUGGUGAGGAAUGGGGUGGAGCCGAAUGUUGUGACGUAUAACUCGUUGAUUGGCGGGUAUUGUUUGAGGAACCGGAUGGAGGAGGCGAUGAGGGUGUUUGGUUUGAUGGUUCGCGAGGGGUGCUCGGCGAGCAUUGUGACAUAUAAUUCAUUGAUUCAUGGGUGGUGUAGGGUUAAGGAGGUGGAUAAGGCUAUGGGGCUGUUGGGUGAAAUGGUUGGUGAAGGGAUGGAGCCUGAUGUGUUUACUUGGAGCAGUCUUAUUGGUGGGUUUUGUGAAGUGAGAAAGCCGCAGGCUGCGAGGGAGUUGUUUUUUACAAUGAAAGACUAUGGACAGGUUCCCAGUCUUCAGACCUGUGCCAUUGUGUUGGAUGGCUUGUUUAAAUGCUGGCUUGAUUCUGAGGCGGUGUUGUUGUUUAGGGCGAUGGAGAAGAGUGGUCUAGAUCUUGAUAUUGUGAUUUACAAUAUUGUGCUUGAUGGAAUGUGCAAAGCUGGUAAACUGAAUGAUGCAUGGAACCUUCUUUCUUCUGUGCUGGACAAAGGGUUGAAAAUUGAUUCAUAUACUUAUAACAUAAUGAUUAAAGGUCUGUGUAGAGAAGGACUAAUGGAUGAUGCUGAAGAGUUGCUUAGGAAAAUGGAAGAGAAUGGUUGCCUGCCUAAUAAAUGCUCUUAUAAUGUCUUUGUCCAGGGACUGUUGCGAAAAUAUGAUAUUUCAAGGUGUAGAAAAUAUCUUCAAAUAAUGAAAGGCAAAGGGUUUCCAGUAGAUGCUACCACAGUUGAGUUGCUUGUACGUUCCUUGUCUGCUAACGAAGGAGAUAAUGCAGUCCAAGAGUUGCUGCAGAGCUGAAGUUUGGUGAAUUUAGUCUAUUAAUUUUUAAUUAUUUGAUGUGGGUUCAUAUCAAAUUAUCAAUUUUGGAAGCCUGUCUAAUCAUGAUGUUAGACUGUCAACCAAGCCCCUUAUUGAUGGGGUUUAGACCAUUGUGGCUCAAUAGCCCUAAACUGUUUACUACCAGGUGGUAGGGAGUACAGGAAAGAGCACAGAAUGAUGUGCUUCUAUGAAAUUCAAACCUAGAUUACGAUUAUGAUGGUGUUCUGAAUGGUAAAUCAUCCAAGAGUUCAGAGAAGCCCGCAUAUUUUUGCCUAGAAAUUAACCCAAUUCAAUGCCAACAACUUGAAGGCCUUGUUUUCAAAGCUUGCUGACUUGCUGUGCAUGAUUCUGGUAGCUUACAGUUGCAACUCGCAAAACAAUAAUAUAGUUGGUGUCCACACACAUGAACCUAGAGUUCUCACAUUUUCCAAACAAUUGUAUUCAAAAGUCUUAGUUUUAUUGCUGAACUCCCUAGUCUCCUCUGUAUUUCCAUAGUUUACACCUGCAACAUCACAAAGCUAUGUUUAAAAUGUUUAUCUAGUCUUUAAUCGAGAAGAGUAGAAGCUAUAAAUUUAUCUAUGCAAUUUCUAUUUCGUGAUUUCUCUCUAAUCAGAAAGUUACAUAAAAAGGGGUUGACUUCAGGGGCAUUUAGCACAAAAAUAUAUGUAUGAAGUAUAUAGGUGUCCUACGCUUCAGCAUUUGAAUUUUUUUAUCUCCUAUUUUUACCCAUUAAUGCAUUCAAUUUUCCUCAUUAAAGUUUCUGCUCUGCUAGUAUCAAAUUCUGAUCAUUUAUUUUCACUAUUUUCCUUACUCUCAAUUGGUAAGCACAAUAUUCUCUCUGUUUUUUGCGGUGUCUUUCUGGGUAUGUUCUAUUUGGCUUGAAAAUGUAUGAACAUGAAGAGUUCCAUUUUCCCUGUUUAGCUUCUUAUCAAUCAACACAAGAUACCUUAUUUACUUCGAAAUUCAAAUAUUUUGUGUGUUUCCUUGUUGAUUUCCUCUUCUAUCUGCUUGCAGUUUACAUCAACAUUUGGAGGUGGGCAUUCUGGUUUCUUAUGUGAGAACGGGAACAAGUUGGUUAGGAAAAAGGUGGUCAGGAGUUGAUGGGAUUUGAGAAGAGUGGCGCAGCCAAAUCUAUUGUUAAAGCAGUGACUUGUGCUGUUAAUGAUAGCCCUUUGAAGGUCGACUACCCAAGGGCAAGCAGCCUAGCACACCUGAAUUUUGUGUUAAUGCCUCUGUUAUGCAGAUUACAAUGCAAAUGUAGUGUUCUGGGAUGACUUUUAAAAUUGAGGAUAAGCCUGUUCAUACCAUUUCCAGGUUGCAGGUCCCAUUAGCUAGCCUGAUUCUCCAAGGCAUCUUCUGCAGGUGGUAUUAGUGAACCUGAUUUGCACCAGAACGUCAAGUGUGUAAACCCCUUGUUGCUUGAACUGGUUUCAAUCAUGCUCUUCCAUCUCCUUCCAUUCUCACCCCCAAGAAGCCACGGUUUCUACAGCAGAACCUACAUUUCCCCCUCAUCAACACCGGUUUCCAUCCAUCCUCAGCCAUUCUAAUCCUCAAUGUAACAUUGAAGACAAUAGGUGUACAUUCAUAAGGGAGCCAGGCAUUCUCAAUUUCAACCUUCUCCAUCUGUUUUUUCCUUCAAUAAGUAUCAACCAGACAUGCUUCUGGGUGGAUUUCCACACCAUGAGAUCAUUCAGCCUUGCUUGUUAGGCUUAGGCCUCAUGGUGUGGGACAUAUUAGAGUAGUGGUAAGGACAAUGUUCAUAUCCUGCUUAUUGACUGGGAAAUUCUGGUCAGAACUUGUAGGAACUCAAUAAAGUGAAAUCAUCGUACAAUUUA
Messenger RNA from Cajanus cajan (pigeon pea), 3710 nucleotides. The record is from RefSeq and is a predicted model, not a curated record. NCBI's taxonomy places the organism in Eukaryota, Viridiplantae, Streptophyta, Magnoliopsida, Fabales, Fabaceae.